This is a messenger RNA of Penicillium nucicola, 1440 nucleotides long. RefSeq lists its product as uncharacterized. NCBI's taxonomy places the organism in Eukaryota, Fungi, Ascomycota, Eurotiomycetes, Eurotiales, Aspergillaceae. The transcript has 2 exons. The record is from RefSeq and is a predicted model, not a curated record. Bases 1 to 1440 code for a protein of 479 amino acids.
AUGUCUGCAUACUGUGAGGAGGAUUUUGAGUCACUACCACCUGCUGUGAGACGAAAGUUCUUCUCGAAUGUCGAGCGUUUGCGCAUUCGGUUAGGGCAGAGCGAUCACGGUUCUCCUGCAUUCUCCACGAACUAUGGCCGAGCUCGACCCAAUGCUCGCCUUGGCUACUCUCGCAGGCAAGGUUCGAGGAGACGCGGUCUUGAGAAACGUUCUCCGUCUCCUAAGAAACUACGCAAGCCAGGAUCUCUUCAAUUAGCCUACUUGGCCGCCCAAGCUGACUCGCAAUGCUUCCACGCUCUCCCCGCUAAGAUCCAACAAAGGCUUUUCUCACCCGACGAGCAACGGCGUCUCCGAAAGGCCUAUCGGCACAGUCUCAUUUACGACGCAGCCGACGUUGCCUAUCGUCGAGACCUGGCGCGUCCCUGGACCUCCAUCGGCUGUUCCUCCACUGCCAGUCCCCCCUCAGAGAGUGUCUCCAUUGCGCAGACAUCCACGGCCUUUUGGGAUUCCGACUCCGAGUCAGACGAAGAGACAGAUCCCAACAUGGAUCCCACCUUUUACGACAACUUCCGGUGGCUCGAUGAAGACGGUGACCUCGACUUGUCGCUGGAUGAGUAUCAUGCGCAUGUUGCAGACGCCGCCACACGCAAGAAAUCCCGUCGUCCCUCGUUCCGCCGCUCCUUAUCCUUCAGCAAUCAGUUGCGCCGCAAACAACUAGAACCCAUCAUCCCCAUCUCUGCGCGUGGACUGCCUCUAGUCAGCCAAUCUCAACCCUUGACUCCUCUCUCCAACCGUUCAGAAUCCCGUCCAGCGUCCCGACACCGGCCUUUCCAACAUGAGCCCAAAUCCUCCACAUCGAGCAUCGAUCCAUCGGCGCAAUAUUACCAAGACCCUGAUGCGCGCUUGAAAUUGCGAGUAUAUCUCGCAUCCCCACAAAAGUUCGAUGAAGCCAUUGAGUUUGGAUUCCCGUCAUUGGAACAAAAGAAGGAGGAAAAUGUGGCCCCGGAGAACUCCCCCAGACCGACUCUGGUCGAUCAGGACUUUGGCACAUUCUUCGAAGACGACGAUGGCACGAUGGUGGGGAGCCCAGGAGGUUCAGUCCAUGAUGCAUUACCUUCUCCUACUUCGAUCCCAUCACCGCGAGAGGCACCUCGACCGUCGGUAGAAUCAUCUCUCAUGCAACGACGCCAAUCAUGGCUACCUGGCGCCAAGGGAGUUCCACAGCGACUCCCAGGGAACCGCGAGAUGACAUUGAAAAUGACUCUCACUCGGCCUGAUCUCCGGACCGACUCUCCUACUCCAUCUCAAUCCUCCAAGGAAGAUCCCUUGCGACUGGCUGAGCUUCCCCCUGCGGAUCGCCCUCAGUCGAUCUGGGACUCCGACCUGGAGGAUCAAGGCAUGAUGAGAAAGAUGUGGCGCAAACUUCGACGUCACGUUUAA